AUGCCACCAAAGAAGCAAGUCGAAGAAAAAAAAGUUUUAUUAGGUCGUCCAGGUAAUAACUUAAAGGCUGGUAUUGUUGGUUUAGCCAAUGUUGGUAAAUCUACUUUUUUCCAAGCUAUUACCAGAUGUCCUUUAGGUAAUCCUGCAAACUAUCCUUUUGCUACUAUUGAUCCAGAAGAAGCAAGAGUUAUUGUUCCAUCUCCAAGAUUUGAUGAGUUAAGUAAAAUUUACAAGCCAGCUUCUGAAGUCCCAGCUCAUUUGACUGUUUACGAUAUUGCUGGUUUGACCAAAGGUGCUUCUGCUGGUGAAGGUUUAGGUAAUGCUUUCUUGUCUCAUAUUAGAUCCGUCGAUUCUAUUUAUCAAGUUGUUCGUUGUUUCGAUGAUGCUGAAAUUAUCCAUAUCGAAGGUGAUGUUAACCCUGUUCGUGAUUUGGAUAUUAUCUCUCAAGAAUUGAGAUUGAAGGAUAUUGAAUUCUCUGAAAAAGCUUUAGAAGCUGCUGAAAAAAUCGCCAAGAGAGGUGGUCAAUCUUUGGAAGUCAAACAAAAGAAAGAAGAAAUGGCUUUGAUUCAAAGAAUUAUUGAUUUAUUAAAAGAUGGUAAAAGAGUUGCUAACCAAAGUUGGACUCCAAAGGAAGUUGAAACCAUCAACUCCAUGUAUUUGUUAACUGCUAAACCAACUAUUUAUUUGAUUAACUUAUCUGAAAGAGAUUACAUCAGAAAGAAGAACAAGUACUUAUUGAAAAUUAAGGAAUGGGUAGAUGAAUUCUCUCCAGGUGAUUUGGUCAUCCCAUUCUCCGUCUGUUUGGAAGAAAGAUUAUCGCAUAUGUCUACCGAAGAAGCUGAAGAAGAAUUGAAGAACAUUGGUGCUAUUUCUGCUCUACCAAAGAUUGUCACCACCAUGAGAACUAAAUUGGAAUUGAUCUCUUUCUUCACUUGUGGUCCAGAUGAAGUUCGUGAAUGGACUAUCAGAAAAGGUACUAAAGCUCCACAAGCCGCUGGUGUUAUUCACAAUGAUUUAAUGAACACUUUUAUUUUAGCUCAAGUUAUGAAGUAUGAAGACGUCCUUGAAUACAAAGAUGACGCUGCUAUUAAAGCUGCAGGUAAAUUACAACAAAAGGGUAAGGAAUAUGUUGUCGAAGAUGGUGACAUUAUUUACUUCAGAGCAGGUGCUGGUAAAAACUAG
This is a messenger RNA of Vanderwaltozyma polyspora DSM 70294, 1182 nucleotides long. It is a transcript of the gene OLA1, whose product is annotated as Obg-like ATPase. The transcript has a single exon. The record is from RefSeq and is a predicted model, not a curated record. NCBI's taxonomy places the organism in Eukaryota, Fungi, Ascomycota, Saccharomycetes, Saccharomycetales, Saccharomycetaceae. The coding region runs from base 1 to 1182 and encodes 393 amino acids. Gene Ontology annotation, cellular component: cytoplasm. Gene Ontology annotation, molecular function: ATP binding; GTP binding; ATP hydrolysis activity.